GUCAUGUCACCUCCUGCUGCCGCGUGACGUCACGAUAUAUUCGGAAGCUGCUGCACCGCGCGCGCUCUCACUGAGAUCCGAGAUAUUAGGGGCUGACCGGGCAUGGCAUUGGCUAGAGAAGAGAUUGGAGGAUGUGGAGGUGAUCGGACCUGCCGAUGACUGGUGUCAGGAGUGAAGAUCGGCCUCUGUGGAGGAGGCCCGUGAGAAUUGGUCUGAUGGAGCAAAGGCACUCAGCGCAGCUCGGUAAAAAACGACAACAAUGGGACCAGGAUGCAAACAACAUAGAUAGUACUGGAAAUUUGACACAGCACCAGAGAACUCAAACAGGAGAGAAACCCUUCAAGUGCACUGUGUGUGAGAAGGGAUUUGCGCUGUCAUCACAACUUGAAGUACACCAGAGAACACACACAGGAGAGAAACCUUUCAAAUGCACUGUCUGUGAGAAGGCAUUUGCAUGGUCAUCAGGUCUUCAGAUCCACCAGAGAACACACACAGGAGAGAAACCCUUCAAGUGCAGUGUGUGUGAGAAGGCAUUUUCACAGACCUCAAAUCUUAAAAUACACGAGAGAACGCACACAGGAGAGAAACCAAACAAGUGCAGUGUGUGUGGAAAGGCAUUUUCAAGUUCAUUUUAUUUUAAAAUACAUCAGAAAAUACACACAGGAGAUAACCCUUUCAAGUGCAGUCUGUGUGAGAAGGAAUUUUCACAGUCAUCAAAUCUUAAAAUACACCAGAGAACGCACACAGGAGAGAAACCCUUCAAGUGCAGUGUGUGUGGGAAGGCAUAUUCAAGUUCAUUUUAUCUUAAAAUACACCAGAGAAUACACACAGGAGAGAAACCCUUCAAGUGCACUGUGUGUGAGAAGGCAUUUACAUGGUCAUCAAAUCUUAAAAGACACCAGAGAACUCACACAGGAGAGAAACCCUUCAAGUGCACUGUGUGCGAGAAGGCAUUUCCACAGUCAUCAUAUCUUGCAAUACACCAGAGAACACACAUAGGAGAGAAACCCUUCAAGUGCACUGUGUGUGAGAAGGCAUUUUCAGAUUCAUAUGCCCUUAAAAGACACCAGAGAAUACACACAGGAGAGAAAGCCUUCAGGUGCACCCUUUGUAGGAAGGCGUUUUCAGAAAAAUCACAUCUUAAAAUACACCAGAGAACACAUACGGGAGAGAAACCCUUCAGGUGCGCUCUGUGCGGAAAGCCCUUUGCAGUGUCAUCACAACUUAAAGUACACCAGACAACACACACAGGAGAGAAACAUUUCAAGUGCACUGUGUGUGAGAAGGCAUUUUCAGAUUCAUUUGCUCUUAAAAGACAUCAGAAAAUACACACAGGAGAGAAACCUUUCAAGAGCAGUGUGUGUGGGAAGGAAUUUUCAAGUUCAUCUGAUCUUAAGAUCCACCAGAGAACACACACUGGAGAGAAACAUUUCAAGUGCACUGUGUGUGAGAAGGCAUUUUCACAGUCAUCAAAUCUUAAAAAACACCAGAGAACGCACACAGGAGAGAAACCCUUCAAGUGCACUGUGUGUGGGAAGGCGUUUACACGGUCAUCAUAUCUUAAACAACACCAGAGAAGGCACAUAGGAGAGAAACCCUUCAAGUGCACUCUGUGCGGGAAGGCAUUUUUAGAUUCAUAUGCCCUUAAAAGACACCAGAGAAUACACACAGGAGAGAAAGCCUUCAGGUGCACCCUUUGCAGGAAGGCGUUUUCAGAUUCAUCACAUCUUAAAAUACACCAGAGAACACACACGGGAGAGAAACCCUUCAGAUGUGCUCUGUGCGGGAAGCCCUUUGCAGUGUCAUCACAACUUAAAGUACACCAGAGAACACACACAGGAGAGAAACAUUUCAAGUGCACUGUGUGUGAGAAGGCAUUUUCAGAUUCAUUUGCUCUUAAAAGACAUCAGAAAAUACACACAGCAGAGAAACCUUUCAAGAGCAGUGUGUGUGGGAAGGAAUUUUCAAGUUCAUCUGAUCUUAAGAUCCACCAGAGAACACACACGGGAGAGAAACAUUUAAAGUGCACUGUGUGUGAGAAGGCAUUUUCACAGUCAUCAAAUCUUAAAAAACACCAGAGAACGCACACAGGAGAGAAACCCUUCAAGUGCACUGUGUGCGGGAAGGCGUUUACACGGUCAUCAUAUCUUAAACAACACCAGAGAAGGCACAUAGGAGAGAAACCCUUCAAGUGCACUCUGUGUGGGAAGGCAUUUUCAGAUUCAUAUGCCCUUAAAAGACACAAGAGAAUACACACAGGAGAGAAAGCCUUCAGGUGCACCCUUUGCAGGAAGGCGUUUGCAGAUUCAUCACAUCUUAAAAUACACCAGAGAACACACACGGGAGAGAAACCCUUCAGAUGUGCUCUGUGCGGGAAGUCCUUUGCAGUGUCAUCACAACUUAAAGUACACCAGAGAAGGCACGCAGGAGAGAAACCCUUCAAGUGCACUGUGUGCAGGAAGGCGUUUACACGGUCAUCACAUCUUAAAAUACACCAGAGAAGGCACGCAGGAGAGAAACCCUUCAAGUGCACUCUGUGUGGGAAGGCAUUUGCACAGUCAUCAGAUCUUCAUAGACACCAGAGAACACACAGGCAUCAGAAGAUCCCCAAGAAGUGUAGUCUGAAAUCGACUUGUGAAAGUCAAAGUGCUGCAAUGAGCCUAUCCUUCCUGAAAAAAGAACCAGAAGUAAAUUCCAGCCCUGACACUAUGAAAUGUAUCAAGGUGAAAUGUGAAGAGGUGACAGUGAAGAGCGAAGAAGUGAAGGUAAAAUGUGAAGAUGAAGAUUCAACUCUAAAAUCGGACCUUAACAUCAAUGGAUGCAACGUGAAGCAGGAGGAAAAUUCUGACUGUGAGGCAGAGCGAGGCAACUCUCAGCAGUUUGUGGAAGUGGAGGUGUGGGUCGACUUCUUAGACAAUACGAAAUCAAAUGGAGACCCUGUAGAUGUUUAAGCUUGAGACAAUGAAGCUCCAAUAGAUGCACCUUUGUCACAGGCCUUUAACGAAAAUAACGCUAAGUUAAACACUCAAUUCCUCGGUUCAACCUGCAUUGUAAGAGCGGUUAGUAUUUGCGGACCUUUGGGUUGGGUAGAUCUCUAACUAGGAGUGAGAGCCAAUAAGCCCAAGCAUUCACUAUGUUAUAAUAAUAUUAGCAUUUUUAUGGUGCUUGCUUAAUCACCUCAGCAACUCGGAGUUUUGUAUCAUAUCUCAUCACAACCACUCGAAGAGCACGCCUUUUGGCGUCCUCUGGUCGAAUACUGUUUGAGACUAGGCUCGAAAGAAAGCUGUCUCUGGUGUGAACCAAUCAGUUCCAAAGACAACGCAUUUCUUAUCAGAGUAUGUUUUUGGUUUGCACUCUGACCACAAGUAUGGUGGUUAAUGCAGACUUAAUUCAUUAUAAAAGGUUUCAGUUUGGUGUUUUAACAUCUGCAUAUAUGCCUUUCCUAAAAAUUAUAUUAAGAAUGAUUCUGCCUAUUUUUUAAAAAAUAAUUUUGAUCGGGAUGUAGCGCUGGAGCAUGGAAAGGGUGAGUCGUCGUCGUCCCCCCCGCUGCCUCCUGCCUUGCCACACAAAAGAAAGCUGGAAGAUAAUUACUCACAAGCCUGUUUGGGAAGUCAUAAUGUAAUAUAAAAAACUGCAAACCCAAGGGGGGGCUAAUGAGAUUCUGCAGGAAAUCCCCAGUUGACUUCAAGAGAAGGCUACCAUAAAGGAAACAACGGACAAUAAAACAAACAUAAGACGGCAACAGCAGGGGUCACGAACCUCCCUUGGACAGCAAAAUCCACCCCAGGGCAGUUAAUCAUUAUGAACUGAUGGGUUUUUAAGAUACAGCAGUAAAGUUUGAACCUUAGCUGUAUCUUCAACCUUAAUAUAUCAAAAUAUAACUUGAGAAUAAGAAUCACGGAUCCCUGGUGAUACAGACGGGGAACAAAGUUUAAUAAAACCCUCGGAAUAUCUUUGGUAACAACUAUAGUAUACCACAAAUCUCGGUUAAGCAUGAACCAAAUAAUUAUUAUUGAAGUAUUAGAUCUAGGGUCAUUCAUAAGAUAUACAAUGCGAAAUAUGUCAAUCACACACGACCAAGAUAAUAUGUAUUCCACGGAAUCAGAACCUCACCAACAACCUUCGUCUUCCAGUAGCUAAUAGCACAUGGUAGCAGUAAAUUAUGUAUGCAGGGGGGUGCCUCCCCCUAAUAUGUGAAAUACCACCCAAGAAUUCAAAACCAUGACGCGAGUGCUGUGAACGCUGCUCAAAACGUACUUCGAGUCACUUGCAGAGUCAAAACUGUGGAAAGUGGUACGGUACCAAGCUAUAAGAGGUGAAUAAAAAAAAAAUGUACUUCCAACCCGUGAUGAGAGGAUGGAAUACAUGGCGACAGCAAGCACACCCUUGCAGGUCACGACUUCAAAAGCCACAGCGCCCCUUUUUGAGAGAGACUGCAAGUCUGAUGCAAAAACAUUUUUACACUUCCAACCCGUGAUGAGAGCGUGGGGGACGCUGCCCAAAACGUGAACAGAAACAUGGCGGUAAUAAAGACAUCCGGACAACAAACAGCUCGAGCGAUGUCAAAAGGAAACCAGCUGCACCUUUAUGAAAAUAAAGUGCCUGAGGUGGAAAAAUGCAGAUAUAAACAAGAAUGCAAGAACAUAAAUCAGUACUCCUCAAAGAAUUACCAAACUAACUGUCGAGAAGUCCGGGACCAUCAAGCACAUCACCGAUGAAUGCUCCAUCCAUGCACAUCCUGGCGGUAUCGCUGAAAUCCACACUGUCAACCACAUUUUUGGACUCCAUGAACCUUUGCAUUCAUUUAUGACGAUCAUUAAAAGUAUCAACUGUUGCUUUUCAGAAUGCCAUAUGAAAGAAAAAGAAGUACUGCGAGUGGCAGGCUCCAGGGAUUGUCCUCGCGACUGGAAAAUCGAUAGGGAGUUCUGCAUCGGCAGAUGCCACGCAUCACGGAUAGUGUUUUUUUGCGUCAUUGAGAUGUUGCCAGCCAAGGCAAAAAGACAACAUACACCCACACACACAACGCGCAUAUUUGUACCAAUAAUAUUGUUCCAAAAAGUUACCUUUGUGUUUCGAAAAGGGUUGCCAUCCCAAGGUGGUGCGUUAACUAUUAGUUGAUCAUGAAAAGCAUUGUUCUGUCCCUUGAGUUACAUGAAUACGUUCAUUUAGAAGUAUUUGUCAUUUGUUUUCAUUAAUUGCAUAACCUUACCAAUGAAUUCAUUGAUGACACACUAAACAUCUGUCAGCAUCUAUGUUACGAAUCUACACACAGGAAUACUAUUGUGUUGAGAUUUUUUUUUAUCACAAUCUUUCCUGCGAAUGCAUUGAUGUCCCAUUAGCCAAUUUAUGAGCAUUUGUUAGCCAAACAGGCACACUAGCACUCACACUUUUUUCAGGACAUUUCGUUAAUUGCAUAAUCUUACCAAUGAAUUCAUUGAUUUAUACUUUUGCCAUGGGGCACAUGUUUCUUUAGCAUGUUUCGCAUGAAUAUUGUAAUUUUUUAACGGACUUUUCCUAUCGCCGUGUAUGGUCGCGCUCCUUGGGGGAGUUAGGAAUUAGCCGAUUGUUCUAUUACUCCGUUUUAACAAACGUAACCAUUGACAGUUGAUUGUACGGAUCAAUGAUUAGGACAUCUUCAUUAGUACGGUGUUGACAAUUCCGAUCACAAGUAUGUUCACAUAUCUGAGUGUUUUUAGAUAUUAAAGUUUCUUAACAUAGAUAACAUAGAGGAGUCUGAGUGGUUUCUUUAUUACGUUCAUACAUGAUCAUCUUAAUUAUAAGAGAUCUGAAUUCUGAGACCUGAUAGAAUUACACUAAAACAUAACCAGUAAAAGUUAAAGCGAGAAUCAUUGUAUUAUCACGAUUGGUAAUACACCCAUGACAACGAAGAUAAUCCUAAUUGGUAUAAUUGCAUACAUUUUCAGAAUUUCAUAAAAUUACACAUUUUCCAUUGUAUUAUCACGAUUGGUAAUACAUCCCUAGAUAACUAAGCCGAGCCUAAUUUAAAUAAGCAUAAAGAAAUGAAAUGUCUUUUUUUUUCAAGACUAUAUGCAACAAGCACUGCUGCCCCUGUGUGGCAUAAGGUGGACCUGCACCAGCCUGCAUGUGGGUAUGAGUCUGUUGGUAGGGGGCGAUGAUUGAUGUGUAAUCUCAGUUGUGUAAUUUGUGGGUAAUGUUUCGAAUUUGCCAAAUUUUAACCACAACGCCAGCAUGCAUUCGCAUACACGUUUUGAAUGACAAUUGUUUGUUUUAGAAUCAGCUGUUAAGAAGACUGUGCAUAUUUGUAAUUCAUGUUCCUGGACUAACCAGGGAUGCCUGUCGGAUUUUAACCUUGAAACUGCCACAAAAAGAGUGCACCACCACUUGGCUUCCCUCAAUCUGAGUGCUGCAGGUGUAGGCCUCAUCCGACAGAGAUCAACUUGUCAAUACGAUAUAACGUGAUGAAGUACAUUUCAGUGCAGUAAUUACAUUUUGUCAAUAUCGAUCAUUUAGAAUGAUAAUUUAAUGAAUACUUGUCUGAUUUUGUGCAUACCUGUAACAUUUUGUCGAUAAAGGUCAAACAUGGAA
Messenger RNA from Lethenteron reissneri (Far Eastern brook lamprey), 6567 nucleotides. Its product is annotated as zinc finger protein 271-like. Gene Ontology annotation, biological process: regulation of transcription by RNA polymerase II. The record is from RefSeq and is a predicted model, not a curated record. Gene Ontology annotation, molecular function: RNA polymerase II cis-regulatory region sequence-specific DNA binding; DNA-binding transcription factor activity, RNA polymerase II-specific. Lineage: Eukaryota; Metazoa; Chordata; Hyperoartia; Petromyzontiformes; Petromyzontidae.